AUGGCCAUGCUCAUCUUCCACGACAAGCUCAGUGCUCUCAACGUUGCGGGGCUUUUUGUGGCGACGACGGGCCUUGUCUUGUACUCGUACAUCAAGGCGCGACCGUCGUCAUCGUCGCCGGCCUAUGCGCUCGUGCACCUGGACGACGUCGAUAUCGAAGACGCCAACGAAAUGCACGUCAAGUGAGCACGCUAGUAUACUCUCC
Molecule: messenger RNA, 205 nt
Organism: Saprolegnia diclina VS20
Lineage: Eukaryota; Oomycota; Saprolegniomycetes; Saprolegniales; Saprolegniaceae
Exons: 1
Coding region: 1-186 (61 amino acids)
Source: RefSeq, a predicted model, not a curated record